Magallana angulata is the source of this 1511-nucleotide messenger RNA. RefSeq lists its product as uncharacterized. The record is from RefSeq and is a predicted model, not a curated record. Lineage: Eukaryota; Metazoa; Mollusca; Bivalvia; Ostreida; Ostreidae. Bases 15 to 536 code for a protein of 173 amino acids. The transcript has a single exon.
UUUUUAUAUUAACGAUGAAAGUCGCCAUCUUCGGAUCCUCAUACGUGAAGCGAGCUUCUUAUUUUGCAGACUUUGCCAUGCCAUUUGAAGUAGAGUGGUUCGGUGUUGGUGGAAUGACAGCCUCCCAGCCCUGCCCAAACCUAAUCUUCAAAAUGGCGAGAUACAGCCCGGACAUCGUUGUCGUUUGUUUGGGGGGUAACGACAUUUCCAGUGGAGCAGAGCCGUCUACUGUCAUCGACUGCCUGACAAGCCUCUUCCACAGAAUAAGAGAUUUCGCCCCCCGACAACCCGAUAUUUUCUUCACGGAGAUAGUCUCCAGGGGAAAAUUCCGUUCUUCUCUACAACGUGAGGAAUUCGACGGAAAGAGGAGAACCGUCAACAAUAAGAUGAAGAAAAUCCUUGGCAGAACCUUCAUCAGAAUAGACGUCAGGUUUCCCAGACACUAUCUACCAGACGGAAUCCAUUUCAACGACGCUGGGACUGUCAUAUUCCUGCUUUCCAUAAGCAAGACAGUAAAAAGUCGCUCCUUUGAGUAGAGAAUAAACGGCCCUUUUAAGGGCCUUUCACAUUUUUCGAAAAGCUACCUCUUAACAGCAAUCAGAACAUGUCUAACAACGGCCAAAAAAUGGCACCCCCAUCAAGUUACAAAAUCUCGAAUUCCUAAUAAAAACAAAAAAUUCAUUUCAUAACAUUUAAGACAACAACGCCUGCCUUCAGUUCCAUGUACGACGUAAUACAGAUUUUGUCAUAUAUUUAUCUAUAACUAUUAAUAAUAUUUAUUUAAACGUACAUUCCUGUUGGCGGACAUUUUGUCACGUUCUUUCACAAUAUUCAGCGUGGGCAUAAUACGAUUUCUUUAAAAUUUAAAUGCGGCGUACAUAAUGUAAAGACUUUUAGAAACUAGGCAACCUUUUUUAAUUGCAGACAUUAUGUUUCGACAUACAAUUAGGUAGGCGGACAUUUUGAACAACGUUCACAAUGUUUAGCGUGGUCAUAAUACGAUUUCUUUAAAAUUUCAGUGGCGGACAUAAUGUUACGACGAUUAAAAAAUAGCACUUUUUAAAGGGCGUAUAUAGUGUUACGACUUACGAUUGAAACAUACAUUCGUGUUAGGGAUGUUAUGCCAUUUUAUUUUUCAAUGUUAGCUUGGUCAUUAUAUAAUCCCUUUAAAAAUAUAACGGCGGACAUAAUAUUACGACUUUUGGAAAAAAUGUGAAUAUUUGAAAUUGCUUAUAUAAUGCUAUGACAUGCAUUACAGUCGGCGGACAUUAUGCCACAAUUUUUAGCGUGGUCAUAAUCAUUUAUGAUUUCUUCAAAAGUUAAUGCGGCGUAACUUUAAAAAUAGGAUAACACAUUUUUAUGUCGGACAUAACGACUUAUGGUUUAAACAUGCAUUCAUGAUGGCGGACAUUAUACCACAAUUUAUAACGUGGGCAAACAAACGAUUUUUUUUUUCAAUUUAUAGGCGACAAACAAAAAGUUACGACUUUUUAAAGAAAAAAGUGAUCAUU